AUGCACAUCCCCUUGAAAUCUGAAUCCGAACGCGAAUCCGCAUCGGCCCUGCCUAGUCCGACGUCUAGUUCUUCGUCGGCAUCGAAUUCUGCAGGGGCGUCGGUCGUAUCGAGGCCUGGAUCGCCACGUACUUUGACUGGAGGAAGCGGGAACACGAUUAAGGAUAUUAUUCGGCGCAGGAGUGCUGAGCUAGGGCGGCUCCUGGAGGGUGACCGCACAGGCGCAGGGGUCAAGCGUGGUAACACAAAUAGCUGCAACGACGACAGCAGAACAAGUCUGGAGCAAGAGAUCCUUCAGCCGCACCCGCGACCGAAGUUCGCCAUGCACGAUCGAGGCGUCAGUAACGUCGAAUUCACACGCCCCUCAUCCCCCCAGCCUACCGUAGUCCGUGCUUCUACCACAUCUAUUCAUGCCCCUAUUCCCACUACCCCGACUCGUCGCUCAAACUUCUCGCUCACUCUCCCCUGGCGCCCUCAAUCCGAAUAUUUCAGCAACACCUCCUCCUCAGGUCUCAGCUCGAGUCUCACAAAACCCCAGCGUCGCUUCAUCCGCGCGUUUCCGGAACUGGCAAAUUUGGUCAUGGUGCCAUCUUCGUAUUGUGCCCCUUGUUUGGCGACUCCUCCGCCGACACCACCAAGUGUAUCGACCAUCUCACCAUCGGCUUCGAUGACGACUUCGCAUACGGCGAAUACGGUUUCGACGGCGUCGUCAGAUUUCUCGUCGAGCUGGACAUUGGCCAACAAUAACAACAUGAAUGGCUGCCCGGGACACUUUGAUGACUUUGCGUGUGCACUCGAGCGCGAGAUCUUGUGGCAAGGGACGUUAUAUCUGACAGCGACGCAUGUGUGUUUUUAUGGACGGCAUUUCGGAAAGACGGUGAGAAUCAUGGUUGAUUAUAUGGAUGUGGUCGCGAUCGAGAAGGAGAAGAAGAUGGGCGUGUUCCCGAGUUCGAUUAGGAUCCGCGUCAGGGUUCCGCCAACGACGGCUGCGGCGGGCGAUGACAGCAACACGAAAGAGGAACCCGUCAAGGAUGGGAAACAGCCCAUUAAGGAUUACGUCUUCACCAGUCUGAUGAGCCGUGAGCAGGCAUAUUCAAUCAUGGAACGAAACUGGACGGUGCAUCGACAGGUCAUGCAAACCCUCGUCCACACAGGGCUCGAGUCCCCGCCAGUGGAAGGCCUUGAGGCUGAAAAUCAAACGAUGGAUGCUUUUAAUUUGACGCUGAAGCCGCGCGGCAAGUUGAGCAGUCUGAGGGCUCAGCGCAAGGGCGCGCCCAGGACGUACUCUGUGGUCACGGACGAGACGUUUUCGAGCACGGAGAAUGUGGAUCGACCGACAUUGCAUAAUCGAUUCUCGUCCGCGCUGUCACGUCCAUCCACACCGACGCAAAUACAAGGGACUGGAUACGAGGGUUCAUCAGAGUUCUGGAACAGCGCUACUACGGAAGAGGUUCUUCAGAAGAGCGAGGAUUCGUCCGUCCGUACGGACAGUCGGAGGAACUCUGUUGCAAGCAGUGCCGGGUCUUCUUCAGAAAAGCAGCAGUUAAAUACAGGAUUGAUCGGUUUCCUGCAGAUGCGGUCCAACCAGGGCAACAAGCGCAAUAAAUCCGACAGCGGCAGCACAGCUGACCAGCAGCAACAGCAACAGGGAGGUAUUGCUCUGAAUGCUGUCGCCACCGCCGCAUAUCCUUCUCCACCGAGUAGCUCUCCUAUCAUGGUGCAGGCAUCUUUGUCCUCAGAAUUGAGUCGAGACAACGAUAUGAAGCUAUCGUGUACGCCUCCGCCGGUACUGAUUUCGCCAUCUUUGAUGACAACAAAGAUGUUGUACUCAUCGUCCGCAGUUCAGAGUGUUGCGCUGCCGAGCAGUGUCAGAAACGCGAGUGUUCAUAUUCGUAAGGAGGGUGCGGGCGCAUCACUGGACCCAUCAUUAGGCGAUGCAGAGGUUGCGGCUGCAGCUAAAAAGAAACCAGCAGCACUCCUUCCCACGGCUCCAGUGUCAUGCGGGUGUCAGCGACACUACAAGAAUGCGGUUGUGUCGGCUGUGAUUCCCUUGCCGCUGGAACUGUGCUUUGAGAUCUUGUUUUCAGGGAAGGGCGCAGGGCAGGGCGAUAAAUUGGGCUGUGAGACGCAUCGGAUCAAGGAUGGGUCAACGGAGAUCAAGAUCAUGCCCUGGCAGGAGUGUGAGGCUAAGGAACUGAAAUCAGGAAGCAAGAAGACGAUAUCGGCAUUAUGGGAAUCUCAGAAACGUAACCUGGAGUACUCAGUCUCGUUCAAAGUUCCUAUGCUGGCGAAGACAUCGACACCAUGCUUCGAGAUACAACAGGUCACUCACUACAGCGAUUUUAUGAUCCUCGUCCACUCCGAAUCACGGACACCCAACGUCCCCUACGGCGAGCACUUCUCGACCGUGAACCAAAUUUGUAUGACGUGGGAAGCACCCGGUCAGACCAAAAUCAAGUGCUUCACCGAGGUCAAGUUCAAGAAAUCGAUCAUGUGGAGUAGCAAGGUCGAAGCUGGAUCUUUGGAGGGAUCGGGCGGGUUUUACAAGGAGUUCAUUCGACAGCUGCAGGAUCUGGCAGAGACCCAGGGCACGCAGCUUCUCGCUGAGGCUGCUGCUGCUUCGGCACCAGAGGUGUCGCCAGAAGCGAACAGCGCUUUGGAUGUACCGACGCUUGGGCUGACAAAGCAGAGUGGGCAAACCGCUAUAGACAAAAGCCUGAAUGCCAUUACCAGUCAUACCGCUGCCGCCUCGCCAGCCCUGCCAGCAUCCUCGUUGCCCGGACCAUCACGAGCAUCAGCAGGAGCAACGACGACAACGUCCUCCUUACAGGCCUCGGAAAUGAUUCAAGCACACACUCUUCUUACACGACAGUUCUUCCGCAGCACCUCACCGCCUAUAAGCGAACCCACCCCCGCCGAACCGCCAGUUCGCCCCUCUCUGAGCUUUGCACGCCCGCAGUCCGAACCGUCGACGAUCUUGGAGGUCAAGGACCAAUUGGCACCACUCCUGCCCUCGGAGAAGAAAUCAGCUCUGUCUGUACUCCUCGAAUCGUUCGCCCCGCCAGGGUCCCCGAUCAUCACGGUUGCAGCGGCAGCGGACGUAGUCUGGCAGCACGAGAAUAAGGCUGCGUUGCUGCCGACGCAAGUUAAGGACAACAGGAUGGCUGUUUCAAACGCAGAAACGGUUACAGCAACAGCGAUAGCAACGAGCGCGCCGAGCAGCCCGCUUUGGGGAGGCUUCGUGCGCCGCGGCUGGACGUUCUUUGGUCGAUCGACGACCGUUACGGCCGCUUCGGAGCCGUCAACGCCGACUACAUCUAUUGACCGCGCCGCUACGGAUUCGGGCCCACUCUCCACGAUAACCUCGUCGUCCGUAACCUUCCAGGAGUCGAAGCAGAAUGAUUCUGUGCGCGUGAAGUUUGCUCUUCCAGCGGCGUCCAGGCGGUCAUUUGCGCGGUCGACAGAUGAUGGAAGUAGUCGGUUGUCGACCUCGUCGUCAGUAAGGUCGUUCGCAUCUGUACCGUCGUUGGCCUCGUCGUUCAGGGAACAUGGACAGCGUGGCCUACAGGGACAACAACCACAACAACAACAGUGGCAGUAUCAGUCAUCGUCGUUGGCGCAGCCUACUGCGUUGUCGCUUACGAAAGACAUGGCCCAGCAGCAGCAGCAGCAGCAGCAGCGCGACCCUCUGUCGCGUCUACUGUCGAGAGCGAUUUUUGCGUUCGUGGUGCUGGGCAUGAUGGUGACGACGUUGAACGCGUGGCAUUUGUUUUCGAUCGUGGAGUCGAUGGUUGAGGUGGUGCAGCAACGGCAUGAUCUAAUCGUGCAUCAGCUACCGCAGCAUCACCAUCAGCAGUAUCCACAUCGGCUGCACUCGCGUCUGCAAAUGACCCAUCGCCAUGGGUACGCUCCUCAAUGUGGAGACCGAUACGUCGACCGCCGAGGCCCUUAUGAGUCCUAUAACCGAUAUUAUUACUUGCAACAGCAACAGCAACGACGGGAGGAUGAUUCCUGGAAGAGACACGAUGACCUUGCUACUUGGGAGCAGAACCAGAGAUCUACGUCUGAGUACGAGUUUUUGGAUACCGAACCGAACUUAGAUAUGGAUAUGGAGCCUGAGGCACAGAAGUAUACUGUCGAUCGCCCACCGCCCUCGUCCUCGUCCUCGCCUUCGCCUUCGUCUUUCCCUGCGCCAAAGCGCCCGGCUGUAGAUGAGCAACCGCAAGAGGAGGAGCAGGAGCAGGAGCAGUACGAGUCUGAGUCUCGAAUGGGAUCUCAUGUCGAGGAAUUAAGGCAGAAGCAGAACCGGCACCAGCAGACACUGGACCCAUUGAAUACACAGAAGGAGCUGCUGAUGGCCGAGAUUGUCGAGCUCUUUGCGUUGUUGGAGCAUGCCCGCCGGGAACUUAGCCAGACAUCAUCCUCUCACAACUAA
Messenger RNA from Gamsiella multidivaricata, 4434 nucleotides. RefSeq lists its product as uncharacterized. Gene Ontology annotation, molecular function: sterol transfer activity; sterol binding. Bases 1 to 4434 code for a protein of 1477 amino acids. The record is from RefSeq and is a predicted model, not a curated record. The transcript has 3 exons. Gene Ontology annotation, cellular component: endoplasmic reticulum-plasma membrane contact site; mitochondrion; plasma membrane. Lineage: Eukaryota; Fungi; Mortierellomycota; Mortierellomycetes; Mortierellales; Mortierellaceae. Gene Ontology annotation, biological process: intracellular sterol transport.